Messenger RNA from Poeciliopsis prolifica (blackstripe livebearer), 2491 nucleotides. It is a transcript of the gene ttpal, whose product is annotated as tocopherol (alpha) transfer protein-like. The record is from RefSeq and is a predicted model, not a curated record. Lineage: Eukaryota; Metazoa; Chordata; Actinopteri; Cyprinodontiformes; Poeciliidae. Gene Ontology annotation, molecular function: phosphatidylinositol bisphosphate binding. Gene Ontology annotation, cellular component: membrane.
AUGGGAGAACCCCGUUUGCAAAACCCGGAAAAAAAGGAUUUCGUACCGACAGAUUCUCUCAGUCAGUCCAUGGCCGAUCAGCAUGAGUCCGUCAGCCUCAGUCCUCCCCAGGCGGACCGUGUAACAGCUGCAGGACACAGCUGGUUCCCUGGCCCACCUCCACCCAUGUAUUCCUGCACCUUGACCCCUGAGCUGGUGGCCAAAGCACGGGAAGAGCUCCAGGAGAAGCCCGAAUGGCGCCUACGAGAUGUCCAAGCACUGAGAGACAUGAUUCUUAAGGAACAUCCCAAUCUCAGAACCCGACUGGACGACGCCUACCUCCUGCGCUUCCUGCGGGCCAGGAAGUUCGACUACGACCGCGCUCUGCAGCUGCUGCUCAAUUACCACGCGGGCCGUAAAACCUGGCCGGAGGUCUUCCAGGACCUGAAGCCAUCCACUGUCAAACAUGUCCUGGACCUGGGCUUCCUCACGGUCCUGCCGAGGCCCGAUCCCAACGGCAGAUACAUCCUCUUCCUCCGGCCAGGAAAAUGGAAGCCAAACGACUAUCCGUUUGUGGACAACGUGCGGGCCCUUUAUCUGACUCUGGAGAAGCUGAUCCAGCCCGAGGAAACGCAGGUGAACGGGUUGGUCAUCCUCGCCGACUACACUGGGGUGGGAAUGUCGCAAGCCUCCAAUCCAGGUCCCUUUCUUGCCAAAAAAAUUGUGAGCAUCCUCCAGGAUGGCUUUCCCAUCAGAAUCAAGGCUGUUAACAUAAUUAACGAGCCCCGGAUUUUCAAAGGCAUCUUCGCUAUAAUCAAGCCUUUCCUGAAGGAGAAGAUGGCAGAGAGGUACGUCCUGCACAGCUCGGACCUGCGCUCUCUGCACCGGAACAUCCCGCCGUCGGUUCUGCCAGAGGAAUACGGCGGCACCGCCGGCCGGCUGGACAUGAGCGCCUGGUCGAGGCUGCUGCUGGACUGCGAGGAGGAGUUUGUGGUGGAGUUCUGCCAGCCGGAUCCACUAGAGGGCGUGGUGCUCCCAGACUCCAUGCUGUGUGAAGGGGAGCAGGCAGGAGGGCGGGAGGAAGACGGCUUCAGGGCGUUGCGCUCUCAACUUUAUUACUGCUACUGACGCUCACACAGCCACAGGACUUUUUCUGUUUCAUCUGAAACAUGAACGGAAACUUUUAUAGGGCAAGUUGCCGAUAUUCCACAUGAUUUAUUUUACGAAUUAAACAGCACUACACUAUUUAAAAUUUGCUAAAUUUUAGAAGAAGUCCAGCAUUCAGGCAUCCAAGGCAGCUCAUUCGGUGUGUUCACUCGUCAUUUUAUCAUCUUCACUGAUAGUUGUGUGCUUGGAUGGUACUUGUUUAUUUAAUGAUCUCACACAUUACAAAAACAAAAAUCCUACCAAGUAAUUUUGUUCUAGUUUCUAGUGCAAAUACCUCAGUAAACUAACUUAUAAGUAACUUUUCAUCAAACUGGAGGAGCUUGUUUUAAGCUGAUAAUUUGUUAAUAUAGACUAAAAAAUACUUUCCACUGGCAGAUUACUUACCUUAUAACAAAACAUUGUUCCCAUAUUUUCGUGUCCAUUUCUUGGAGGCUUGCUUCCCAAAAUUCCAUAUUUCUUAUCUAAUUAUAUUCAGAUGAUUAGAAAUUCUACAAUUAAUUGAAAUUUCUUUGAAAAGUAUCAAUCAGUUUUUUUCUUGCCAAUUCUGACUUCAGAUUUUCUUUGUCAUUUUGACCGAGUCAGUUUUUUUGUUUUCUGUAAGGACUAUAAACACUAUAAAGACUAGCACAAAUCUUAGUCUUACUUUUAGGAAUCUCUUAAAAUUCCUCUUAAUUGGUGUGUUUAUAAACCAAAAAAGCUUGGAGUUUACAGUUUUGUUGCAUUCAAUCACUAAGAAAAAGUAAAGUAUUUUCUGCUUUUGUUGGUCAAGCAAAAACUGGAAAAUGAAUUUUGUUGUCCUGUCAGUGUUACAUUUCCGUUUAUAACCAUGAAGCUGAAUACGUUUCUUUUUUGUGUGUAGCCAUCAAAAACAUUGCCUUAAAUUGUUUUUAUGUUACACUUGUGUGCACCAAAGCAAUAUGUGUGUUAUCGUCCAGUGUUUGAAAUGAAACAUAAGUGGCUGCUAGUUCAGUUUUAGAGUUUAGUCUUUGGGCUUGGUUCUUUUUCUAAGUUUGAUAAUCUGCCUUAUGUAUAUUUUAGGUUUACUUGUCUUAUUAUGCGAUCUUAAUCCGUUAAAUCACAUGACUAUUGAGAUCUGAUUUGCCAAAUUGUACAUAAAAGUGCAAUAAUAUUGCAUUGUUCAUCUUGCAUCUGCUGAGUGCUUCUGUUCAGUCUUUUAUUUUUUUAUAUUUCCAGCAUGUCUGUGACUGAGCUGUAUUGUAUUGCAGGGUAUUUAUUGUUAACGGUUAAGACAGUAAAGCUAUUAUACAGAAAAUGCUAUUUGUGUCUUGUUUGUGCUGUUGUUGGCAAAUGAUGGGGUAUGCUGCAGCCCCAAGGGAAGCUGUUG